AUGUCACAGCUUCAUCAAGAAGCUUUACGAAGACAACACGUCGUUGAUAAAAGAAAUGUUAAUGAUUUGUCUUGGUUGGUGAGUACAAACAGUCAAUUACGAGCUUCAGUACUUUUUGAGAUGAACUACCAAAAGAUAAUCUCUAGUUCGGAGGUACAAAAUACAUGACAUGUUUCAGGCCAGAGGAAACAGUGAUUUUGCGCUUGUUGCUGGUUUUGUUACGUCUUUUUUGCAGAUAAAUGCAAAGCUGAACCAUACUUCUUAGGAUUACACUUCUCUCUCAAAAUUACGAGCGUUUGUGUAGGACAAUGCACGGAUUACAUGAAAAACUUCAAUGAUUGUUUCAUGAGUGCGGUGCAAACUUUGUGCAUGAGACUUAAGUCUGAUGAAUUCAACUAGUAGCGUAGGUUGUUACGUCUCUAAAUUCUACAAAUUGCCUUUCGCUGCGACUGAAAAAAACUUAGUUACUUUCAAAUUACAAGGAAAUCUUGUAUAUUUGCAUUCUGAUAAGCAUGAUUAACUGUCACCGCUAGCGUUAAGUUGUAGUAUAGUGUUGACAGCACAGACAAUUUUAAUUGCAAAUACUCAGUCCAGGGAGUAUCUCUCUACUCAAGGGUUUUCAGUAAUUGAGUAAAUAAACAUUGCUUGCUAUCUCUUCUUAACUUUUUCUUACUUUGAAAGUUAUUCUACUACAAGCUUUACACAGAUAAAUUAAAGUGAUAAAUUUGGUUUUAUCAGCUGAUAAUGUAAAUUGGCUACCGCAAAGAGUUUCAAAGCUGAGGUUUCAAGUGUUAGUCCUUCGUCGGAGCAACAGAGUCGAGGUUUUUUACUUGAUGAUCAUUUCCUUUAUUCUCAUGACCUCAAUGUGUGAUUCAGAGGUAGUGUUGUUGGGAGAAAUUAGAUGCUGAUCACUUUUAAGAGUCAAAGGGUUAAUCACUAGUAGGGUAUUGAAUGUGUGUGUGAAGUAAAAGGAGACUGAUAGAGUACAGAAUAGCUCCUCUAUAUCUGAGUUUUUUUGGAUUUGUUCUAUAACCAAGGCUAUUAAAAUUUAGCCAGAUAGUUCUAUGAAGUAGACAAAGAAUGCUCUGAUCUUCAAUCUCUUAUGAACAUGCUGUAUCCACUUGUUCCCUUUCAGUUGCCGAAAGACAGAAUCAGUCAAAACCUACACAGUCCUUUCAGUUCUGGCAUGAGAAGUAUUAACAGUCCAAACUCCUUGCACCAUGGUUUAGCCAUGGGCAGUAGUCCUGGCUCCAGGAGCAAGGAAAUUGUCAUCACCGACCCUUACUUAGAUGCAAUAACCAAAGAAACAAAAGCAAGAACUCAGAAUAGAUUUUCAGUAAGUCUAGUCAACAAAGUUGUGAAGGCAGUGCUGGGCAUCACUUUCAUAUGCAAAAUUCAAUUGUCAAGCUUUACACAAAAUUUAAGAAGUUUUGUCAAGCAAUUUAGUAAAUAUGUCUACCAUUGUGAUAGUUCUGUGGUUGUUUAUAGUGAUUAUGGAAGGAUCACAUUUCUGCACAUACUCAAGUUAAAAGUAACUGAGGUUGAGAUACUGAGAAACAACUUCUGAAAUUUAUUAAAGGUGUAUGUCCUGAGUUUGAGAUAUAACACAAGAAAGACAUAUAGGAAUUUUAUGCUUUGAUAGUCCAUUUAGAAAAUCUUGUUGCUAUUUUAUCUCAAGUCAACAGAUUACAUGAUGCAGUGGUGA
Molecule: messenger RNA, 1705 nt
Organism: Pocillopora meandrina
Lineage: Eukaryota; Metazoa; Cnidaria; Anthozoa; Scleractinia; Pocilloporidae
Source: the annotation of a GenBank genome assembly